Girardinichthys multiradiatus is the source of this 1657-nucleotide messenger RNA. RefSeq names its product proteoglycan 4a (gene prg4a). The record is from RefSeq and is a predicted model, not a curated record. Gene Ontology annotation, molecular function: polysaccharide binding; scavenger receptor activity. Gene Ontology annotation, biological process: immune response. NCBI's taxonomy places the organism in Eukaryota, Metazoa, Chordata, Actinopteri, Cyprinodontiformes, Goodeidae. The coding region runs from base 50 to 1600 and encodes 516 amino acids. The transcript has 14 exons.
GGAGAGGUGAUACAUAAAGAAGAUCCAAGUUCAUGAUAAUAAGACUUAGAUGAGGAACAUGAUGAAGAAACUGGGGCUCAUGCUGCUUUGCCUUGCUGCUGCUGCUGCUGCUGCACCAGGCAGCUGUGUCGGUCGUUGUGGAGAGGUUUUCACCAGAGGUCAGCAGUGUACCUGUGACUUCAGCUGCCUGCAGCACAACGAGUGUUGCCCUGACUUCCAGGCUUCCUGCACCACCACUCCGUCCUGUCAGGGUCGCUGUGGUGAGACGUUCAGGAGAGGUCUGCAAUGCAAAUGUGAUCCUCUGUGUGUCCAGUACAACACCUGCUGCCAGGACUUCCAGCUGCACUGCGAUGCCACUGUGUCCAUCCCACGCCAUGGAAGCUCCCAGAGGAUCACUGUCCCCAGAAAAAGGAAUCCAGAGAGGAGUCGACAAAGGUCCAACAGUGAGAGCGAGGAAUGGUACACAGGUGGAAGUAACAUCCCCGUGGGCCUGCUGCCCAGGCAGGUGUCUACCUCUCCGGGUAGUGCUUAUCAUUUCCCAGCACUUCACCUCUCCCACCCCAGCAACGGUGCUCCAAUUUUGGAUGGCAGUGUUCCAGUUAGCUCCUCCACGAAUGGAGCUAACAAUGGCAAACUAAAUGUCCACCAGGUCAUGAACUCUGGAAGCCUCCGUCCAUCUGGGCCCAGUCAAGAAGGAGGUCCGGCUGAAUCCAGACCCAGCACCCUGCUGGAUGUGGCCCAGGCUUUGGGCCUCUCUGUUGGGCAGAGGGGUCUUGAGGGAUCUGGGACAGGACUCACAUCUGAUGUUGACCUGUGCAGUGAAUCCCCCAUCAAUGGACUGACGGCUCUCAGCAAUGGGACUGUACUGAUAUUUAAAGGUGAGCUAUUUUGGGCAGUUGAUUCAGUCAGAGGCUCCAUUGGUCCCCCACAUAACAUCACAGAGACUCUGGGGGUCUCAUCUCCCAUCGAUACAGUCUUCACACGAAUCAACUGCAAUGGAAACACCUACAUCGUCAAGGGAGACCAAUGCUGGCGUCUGGAUGAGAAGCUGAUGAUGGAGCCUGGCUACCCUAAACCUUUAACCUCUGAGUUUCCGGGUCUGACGGGAGGCAUCAGUGCUGCUCUGGUGGUGCCGGCCUCCAGGAACCGACCAGAGACCGUGUACUUCUUCAAGACUGGAGACACAAUGCAGAGGUUCACCUUUCUGCCAGGCAGCACUGCUUCCUGCAGGGACAAACCAAGAAGCUCCGCGCAGAAAAACAUUGCUCAACAGGCUGCAGAUGUUCUUCUGAGUGGGGAGAUCAACAUCAAAGUUUCUCUGACAGGCUUCCCCACCCCGAUCACCUCUGCCCUGUCCAUGCCCAAUCCUCAGAGCACCAACAGAUAUCAACACUUUGUCUUCUCUGGACCUCUCUAUUUCAGAGUCCAGAUUACAGGAGACCUGCCAGCUCUGGCCAAACCCGACCCCCCUGCAACCUUCACACCUCUACCCAUCCUGAGUCCUCUGGUCAUGGGGACCAACUCUCUCAACGUGGCAGGUCAGAACCAGAGCCCGCCCCACCAGGCCAACUCUAUCAGAUUCUGGCUCCGCUGUCCAUAGACGCCUCCUGCAGGGAACACAGUUCCCCUUCAGAUGACAGUGUUUUCUGUAUCAAUA